AUGUAUGAACGGCACAAGAGGCGCUACAGCCUGUGUGACAUCUCCAAGGUGGACAGGACUGUGGAUGUGGUGUUGCUGAAGAUAAAUCAAGAAAACUGGUGUACAAUAGAACCAUGCCCUGAAGCUUCAUCUCUUUUGGCUCCCAAAGAAAGCCCAGAAUGUGCAGACUUCCUAGACGUUCGACUGAACAGAGGGUGUGCAUCAUCACAAAGUGGCCUCAAGAGAGAAUCCGGGAGUGAUUCCGACCUCUUUCACUCACCCUGUGAGGAAAUGGACAGUAUCAUCUUCUCAAAGCCCGAGGAAGAGCAGUUGGUCUGUGACAUCACUGGGUCCAGUUCUUCCACCGAUGACACAGCCUCCUUGGACCGACAUUCUUCUCAUGGCAGUGAUGUGUCCCUCUCCCAGAUUGCAACUUUGAGCAAGUCCAAGGUUCCCCAGGGCCUUGAUGGUUUCUGCAAUCAUGGGACAAGAGCUGGGAAGCAAGAGAAUGAGAAUGAGCCUCUUGGCUCAGGUGACAUGGACGAGGAGGAGAUGGACAGCAUCACCGAGGUGCCUGCACAUUGCUCUGUCCUGAGGAGCUCUAUGCGCUCUCUGUCCCCUUUCCGGAGGCACAGCUGGGGUCCCGGGAAGAAUGCAGCCAGCGAUGCAGAAAUGAACCACCGGAGUUUCAGUCUGGAAGGCUUGACAGGAGGAGCAAGCACCAGAAGCAGUCCAUCUUCAUCUCUUGCAAACGGCAAAGAGCUCAGAGCUCCAUUCGGUGGUGAGGAGCGUGGUGACUCUUUAGUGUCGCUCUCAGAAGAGGACCUGGAGUCAGGCCAGCGAGAACAUAGGAUGUUUAGUCAGCAGAUAAGUCACAGAUCUAAACAGCAAGGAUUCAAUUACUGUACGUCAGCAAUUUCUUCGCCGUUGACAAAAUCCAUCUCACUAAUGACGAUCACCCAUUCUGGACUAGAAAACACACGACUCUUCCACAAUACCAGUGCUAAUCUGACUGAAAGUAUAACCGAAGAAAACUACCCACCAAGUCUUCCCAAGAAAGAUUUUGAAAAGAAGAGUGGAACAACAGUCAGUCGUACAUUCAGCUACAUCAAGAACAAAAUGUCUAGCAGUAAGAAGAGCAAGGAAAAGGAAAAAGAGAAAGAUAAAUUCAAGGAAAAGGAGAAAGAUUCUAAAGAGAAGGAAAAGGACAGGAAGUCGCUCAAUGGCCACACCUUCAGUGCCAUCCCCGUCGUGGGUCCCGUCGUGUGCAGCCAGUGCAUGAAGCCUUUCACCAACAAAGAUGCCUUCACGUGUGCAAAUUGUGGUGCUUUUGUCCACAAAGGUUGCAGAGAAAGUCUGGCCUCCUGUGCGAAGGUCAAAAUGAAGCCCAAAGGGAGCCUGCAGGCACAUGACACAUCAUCACUGCCCACGGUCAUUCUGAGAAACAAGUCGUCACAGCCCAAGGAGCGCCCCCGGUCCGCAGUCCUCCUGGCUGAUGACACCUCCGCCGCCCCAAUGUUCACAAACAGGCGGUCCCAGCAGAGCGUCUCACUUUCCAAAAGUGUGUCCAUACAAAACAUUGCUGGAGUUGGCAAUGAUGAGAGCAUGUCAAACACCUGGAAAUUCUUGUCACAUUCAACAGAUUCACUGAACAAAAUCAGCAAAGUCAAUGAGUCGACAGAGUCACUAACCGAUGAAGGAGUAGGUACAGAUAUGAAUGAAGGACAGCUAAUGGGAGACUUUGAGAUCGACUCCAAACAGCUUGAAGCAGAGUCCUGGAGCCGGAUAGUGGACAGCAAGUUUCUGAAACAGCAAAAGAAAGACGUGAUCAAACGGCAAGAAGUGAUUUAUGAGCUGAUGCAGACAGAGUUCCAUCACAUCCGCACGCUCAAGAUCAUGAGCGACGUGUACAGCCGGGGCAUGAUGACUGACCUGCUCUUUGAGCAGCAGAUGGUGGAAAAGCUGUUCCCCUGUCUGGAUGAGCUCAUCAGUAUCCACAGCCAGUUCUUCCAGCGGAUCCUGGAGCGGAAGAAGGAGUCUCUGGUGGACAGAAACGAAAAGAACUUUCUCAUCAGGAGAAUGGGCGACGUGCUGGUGAACCAGUUUUCAGGUGAGAAUGCAGAACGCUUAAAGAAGACUUAUGGCAAGUUUUGUGGGCAGCAUAACCAGUCUGUAAACUACUUCAAAGACCUUUACACCAAGGAUAAGCGAUUCCAGGCCUUUGUAAAGAAGAAGAUGAGCAGCUCACUAGUGAGGAGGCUGGGAAUCCCCGAGUGCAUAUUGCUCGUAACGCAGCGCAUCACCAAGUACCCGGUCUUAUUCCAAAGAAUCCUGCAGUGUACCAAAGAUAAUGAAGUGGAGCAGGAAGACUUGGCACAGUCACUGAGUCUGGUGAAGGAUGUGAUUGGAGCCGUAGACAGCAAAGUGGCAAGUUACGAAAAGAAAGUGCGUCUCAAUGAGAUCUAUACAAAGACGGAUAGCAAGUCGAUCAUGAGGAUGAAGAGUGGUCAGAUGUUUGCCAAGGAGGAUUUGAAACGGAAGAAGCUUGUGAGGGACGGGAGUGUAUUUCUGAAGAACUCAGCAGGAAGGUUGAAAGAAGUUCAAGCCGUUCUACUCACGGACAUUUUAGUUUUCCUUCAAGAAAAAGACCAGAAAUAUGUCUUUGCAUCAUUGGACCAGAAGUCAACAGUGAUCUCUCUAAAGAAGCUGAUUGUGAGGGAAGUGGCUCAUGAGGAGAAAGGUUUGUUCCUGAUAAGUAUGGGGAUGAAAGAUCCCGAGAUGGUGGAAGUCCACGCCAGCUCCAAGGAGGAACGGAACAGCUGGAUUCACAUCAUCCAGGACACGAUAAACAUCCUGAACAGAGAUGAAGAUGAAGGAAUCCCUAGUGAGAAUGAGGAAGAAAAGAAAAUGUUGGACACCAAAGCCCGAGAAUUAAAAGAACAGCUGCAGCAAAAGGACCAGCAGAUCCUCCACCUACUGGAAGAGAAGGAAACAAUUUUCCGGGACAUGACAGAAUGCAGCACUCCUCUGCCAGAGGAUUGCUCCCCAACCCACAACCCUCGAGCCCUCUUCCGCUCCAACACAGAGGAGGCUCUCAAAGGAGGACCUCUGAUGAGGAGUGCAAUAAAUGAGGUGGAGAUCCUGCAGGGCUUGGUGAGUGGAAGCCUAGGGGGCAGCCUGAGCCCGGCCGUCAGCAGCCCUAUGGAGCAGGAAGGCACGGUUGGCCCUGUCUCCUUGCCCCGGAGAGCAGAAACCUUCGGUGGAUUUGACAGUCACCAGAUGAAUGCGUCAAAAGGAGGUGAGAAAGAAGAGGGAGAUGAUGGUCAAGACCUUAGGAGGACAGAGUCAGACAGUGGUCUGAAGAAGGGUGGUAAUGCUAACUUGGGCUUCAUGCUUAAAAGAAACAGUGAGGUCAUCCAGAGCAUCAUUCACCUUCAUGAACUUCUUAGCACUUUGCAGGGUGUGGUGUUGCAGCAGGACAGCUAUAUUGAGGACCAGAAGCUGAUGCUCAAUGAACGGGCACUGAGCAGGAGCUCCUCCCGGCCCAGCUCCCUUGUAGAGCAGGAGAAGCAGCGCAGCCUGGAGAAGCAGCGGCAGGACCUGGCCAACCUGCAGAAGCAGCAGGCCCAGCACCUGGAGGAGAAGCGCAAGCGGGAGCGCGAGUGGGAGGCCCGAGAGAAGGAGCUGCAGGAGCGAGAGGCCCGCCUGGCCCAGCGGGAGGAGAAGGUGCAGCGGGAGCAGCAGGACCUGGAAAAGGAACGGGAUGAGCUCCAGCAGAAGAAGGGCGCCUACCAGUAUGACCUGGAGCGGCUGCGUGUGGCCCAGAAACAGCUCGAGAGGGAGCAGGAGCAACUGAAAAGAGACGCGGACCGACUCAGCCAGAGGCACAUAGAGCAAGACGUGUGUCGGGUCUCGUGUCAGCACAACAAGGUGAUGAGGAUCCCGGCCUUCCUUCCCAAUCCUGAGGACUCACCUCUGCCUUCCGCACCUUCAAUAGCCAAGUCAGGGUCGCUGGACUCAGAACUUUCCGUGUCCCCAAAAAGGAACAGCCUCUCUCGGACACACAAAGAUAAGGGACCUUUUCACAUACUGAGUUCAGCCAGCCAGACAAGCAAAGCACCCGAGGGGCAGAGCCAGCCCCUUGUGCCCACUUCCACCCGCCUGUUCGGGUUAUCCAAGCCAAAGGAAAAGAAGGAGAAGAAGAAGAAGAGCAAAGGAAGCCGCUCCCAGCCCGGUGAUGGCCCGGCAUCUGAAGUAGCAGCGGAGGGUGAAGAGAUCUUCUGCUGA
Molecule: messenger RNA, 4266 nt
Organism: Elephantulus edwardii (Cape elephant shrew)
Lineage: Eukaryota; Metazoa; Chordata; Mammalia; Macroscelidea; Macroscelididae
Gene: AKAP13
Product: A kinase (PRKA) anchor protein 13
Exons: 29
Coding region: 1-4266 (1421 amino acids)
Biological process (GO): adrenergic receptor signaling pathway; regulation of Rho protein signal transduction; positive regulation of canonical NF-kappaB signal transduction
Cellular component (GO): actin cytoskeleton; membrane
Molecular function (GO): guanyl-nucleotide exchange factor activity; MAP kinase scaffold activity
Source: RefSeq, a predicted model, not a curated record